GGGAGGCGGCGGCGGGCGGCAGGGCAGCUCGACGGGGUAGGGCGGGCGACCGGGGCGCGGGGCGGCGCGGUGGAGCUCGCAGGACCAUGGCGACAGCGGCGGCGCCCGGGCGGGCGCGGCGAGGGGCACCCAUGUACUCGAAAGAGCUCACAUCAAAGAAAAGAGAUGAGUUUGAGGAUAUUUUGGAGGAAAGACGGUUGUCCAGUGACUUGAGAUACGCCAUGAAAUGUUACACCCCAGUGAUCUACAAGGGACUUUCACCUUGCAAGCCAAAUGCUAUCAAAAGUGCUGUUCUCCAGUCAGAGCAAGUUCAGUAUGUCAUCAAGCAGUUAGCAAAAGAAAUGGGAGAAUCACCUGAUAUUAUUCAAGAAGAAGCCAUGGAAAUCCUGGAUGAAAUGGGCCACCGUAUGCAACUAGGAGCUGUCAGAUUUUUUGCCUUCACUCUGAGCAAAAUAUUUAAACAGCUUUUCCAGAGAGUUUGUGUGAAUGAAGAAGGAAUGCAGAGAUUGCAACAUGCCAUUCAGGAGCAUCCCGUGGUGCUGCUGCCCAGCCACCGAAGCUACGUAGACUUUUUGAUGCUGUCUUAUUUGCUAUACACGUAUGACUUGGCCUUGCCUGUCAUUGCAUCAGGAAUAGAUUUCCUAGGAAUGAAAAUAGUUGGGGAGCUGCUACGAAGGGCAGGUGCCUUUUUUAUGCGACGUUCCUUUGGUGGGAACAGACUCUACUGGGCAGUGUUUGCUGAAUAUGUAAAAACGAUGUUAAGGAGUGGCUAUGCCCCAAUUGAAUUUUUCCUUGAGGGGACUAGAAGCCGCACUGCCAAGACUCUGACUCCAAAAUUUGGUCUUCUCAGCAUUGUGAUGGAACCCUUUUUCAAACGUGAAGUCUUUGACACGUAUCUUGUUCCCAUCAGCAUCAGCUAUGAGAGGAUAUUAGAAGAAUCUCUCUAUGCAUACGAACUCCUAGGAGUCCCAAAGCCCAAAGAAUCUACAUCUGGGUUGUUAAAAGCCAGGAGAAUCCUCAGUGACAAUUUUGGUACCAUACAUAUCUACAUUGGCCAGCCAGUAUCCCUUAGAACCUUGGCAUCUGGGAGGAUCAAUCGGUGCCCGUACAAUUUGGUUCCCAGGCAUCUUCCCCAAAAGCCAUCUGAGGAUAUCCAAGAAUUUGUCAGUGACGUAGCUUAUAAAAUGGAGCUCCUGCAAAUAGAAAACAUGGUUUUGAGCCCAUGGGUGCUAGUUGCUGCUGUCCUGCUCCAGAACUUGCCAGCCAUGGAAUUUGACCUUCUAAUAGAAAAGACUCUGUGGCUUAAAGGCUUAACACAGACUUUUGGAGGAUUCAUUGAAUGGCCUGAUAACCUGUGUGCCAAAAAAGCAGUCCUGUCUAGCCUCAUCCUGCAUUCCAACAUCGCUCGCCUUGUCGAUGGCCACAUGGUCCUGAAUGACAAGGGAGUGGAAGAUGGAGCCAUAGGGGAAAUCGUCUUCAGGCACGCGCUGGCCGUGCUCAUGUGUGCCACGUACAGGAACCAGCUGCUGAACGUCUUCGUGCGCCCAGCCCUGGUGGCAGUCGCCUUGCAGAUGGCACCCAGCUUCAGGAAAGAGGAAGUCUAUAGCUGCUUCAACUUCUUGAGAGAUGUUUUUUCUGAUGAGUUCAUCUUCUUUCCUGGCAUUUCAUUGAAGGAUUUUGAGGAAGGAUGUUUUCUACUCACAAAAUGUGAUGCCAUUCAAAUGAGUCAACAGGAGAUUUACCCUACUGACAAAGGAAGUGAUACGGUGUCUUUCUUGUCAGCUAUGUUCAGACCUUUUGUGGAAGGUUAUCAGUUAAUUUUCAGAUACCUCUCAAAGGAAAUGAAAGAAGCAUUUACUGAGAAGCAGUUUAUACCCGGAGUCCGCAACUUUGUUUUUCAACUUCUCGAGAAGGGGAGUACACAAUGUUAUGAAGCACUGUCUUCUGACAUGCAGAAAAAUGCCUUAUCAGCUCUUGUGAAACUGGGUGCAGUGAAGAAGAAGAAAAUGCCCAAUGGAUUAACUUACAAUGUAAAUCAAGAGGCUGUUAGUAAAAUCCUGGACAUGUUUGAUGCUCGGAUACCUGUACAGAAACCUGUGGCUGCACGACUCUAAAUGGUCCCUGAUGCUGUGAGUGGAUGUAAGCUCCUGCUGAGAACAUGGACCACUGCCCUGCUGGAGCAGGGGCAGGAACAGACAAGCUUCCCCUCUUGCCCAGCCAGCCUGCAAGUGCGGGAGGCACAGAGGUGUUUCUUCAGCUGGACAGCUCUCCAUUACCACUUAGGAAUUGCUGCUGAGAGGCUUAGAGGUGUAUGUACAUCCUCACCAUGUUUUGUUUUUUUAAAUAAAUGAAACAUUGUCUCUUUUUUAAAUAAAUAUUGAAAGAGGUGUGCACAGCAAUGGCUACCUAAAUACAUUUUUCUAGACUUGUAGCAAGUGUGAUUGGUUUCAAAUGUUUCAUGGAUGUGAAAAUGUAACAGGGAAUUAAAAGACUUGCUAUUAAAAUUAAUAUUUAGAAAAAAAUGUUGCUGGCUGGCUAAAUGUGAGGCAAGGCCUUCAUGAAUGAAGAGCACAAAUCAAACCUUGGGCAAUAACCAGAACUGAUGUGUUGGGUUUUGUGCUUCGAUAUUUUGUGUUUGGGUUGGUUUUGGUUUUGUUUUUUUGUUGUUUUUUUUUAAGGCAGCUUGGCAUUAUUUUAAUCACUUAAUGAAUGUUGUAUUUAAACACUGAAUUAAAGCACCAUCGAUUCCGUGUC
Molecule: messenger RNA, 2754 nt
Organism: Passer montanus (Eurasian tree sparrow)
Lineage: Eukaryota; Metazoa; Chordata; Aves; Passeriformes; Passeridae
Gene: GNPAT
Product: glyceronephosphate O-acyltransferase
Exons: 16
Coding region: 87-2114 (675 amino acids)
Biological process (GO): ether lipid biosynthetic process
Cellular component (GO): peroxisomal membrane; mitochondrial membrane; peroxisome
Molecular function (GO): glycerone-phosphate O-acyltransferase activity
Source: RefSeq, a predicted model, not a curated record